Messenger RNA from Harpegnathos saltator (Jerdon's jumping ant), 2259 nucleotides. Its product is annotated as odorant receptor Or2. Gene Ontology annotation, molecular function: olfactory receptor activity; odorant binding. The transcript is spliced from 6 exons. Gene Ontology annotation, biological process: sensory perception of smell; detection of chemical stimulus involved in sensory perception of smell. Gene Ontology annotation, cellular component: plasma membrane. The record is from RefSeq and is a predicted model, not a curated record. The coding region runs from base 820 to 2013 and encodes 397 amino acids. NCBI's taxonomy places the organism in Eukaryota, Metazoa, Arthropoda, Insecta, Hymenoptera, Formicidae.
AGACACCUGCGCAGAAAUAAACACUUAUUAACUAAUUUUCCGGUCUUAAGAUGCGUUAUAAUAAAAUUGCCGAACUGUCAAUAUAGUCUUUCCAGUUGCGUGGUUACAUUCUAACUAACCGCUGAAACUAACACUGCGACUAAAGACUCAUUAAUUAUGCACCGUCCAUGUGAAUUCGGACCCAUGCGGUUCCAUAUAUCCCAUGGAUAUAUUGUCUUAUAGCGAACAAACUUUUCAGCAAAGUAAAAAAUGUUACAAGCUACAGCCGCUUUGCCAUUAUCGUUAAAUUUUUUUGCAGAGCUCCAGCACGUUUCAUAUAGACACAGAAUUUCUACACAUACUUAUAACCGCAAUUUUCUAUAACUCUCCAAUUUAUGCGUACGUGAUCAUAAUGUGAACAUCAGUAAUAUCUGUAGUAAAAAGGAGACAAAAACACGAACAAACGAAGGCGGUGGAUAUUUUAGCCGACAGUAGUCAUCUGUACGAUCCCAUGAUAAUGAUUUAUUCACUCGCUUCUUUCGCCAUCGAAGCACGUCAAUAAUAUGGUAAUACAUACUUGUGAGCGCAUCAUGCUCGUUCGGAUUCUAAUAUUCACGAUAUUGCUGCGAACAUUGGCUAAACGAGACUUUUUUUCUUUUUCUUACAAGGCAUGCAUAAUAACAUGUUGCAGACAUAGAAAUGAAUUUUCUCUCAGAGAGAGACGCACUGUCCUUUAGACUUUCGACAUGAAACGUUCAAACGGAUACGAUGCAUAAAGUCGAACUCAAGUAGCAGCUUCUACUGACAGAUUUCGAAUGGGCGGUCAGUCUUAAUCGGUCCAUGUUAAGAGUCGUGGGUUUAUGGCCGCCAGACAACUGCGACACUCGUGAGGCAAUAAAAUCGAAAAUACGGCUACUAUACAACUUUAUGACAAUGUUUUUUAUACUUACAAUACCGAUUUUAAUAUCGCUGAUAAGGGUAUGGGGUGAUAUGACUUUAAUGAUAGAAAAUAUGCAAUUCAGUAUACCAUUUGUAAAUACAACAUUCAAAAUCAGCGUUAUUUGGUACAAACAAGCAGAUUUAUUACCCCUAAUUAACAUGAUUGAGAGAGACUGGAUGAAACCGAAGAUGAAAGAAGAGCGAGACGUUAUGCUGAGACACGCAAGGAUUAUACGUGCAAUCGCCAUGUGCGGAAUGUUUGGAGCAGUUUUUGCAAUAAUAGUUAUUUCCGGUUUUCCGUCUCUCGGUCUGCAACUCAGGCAGGUGACGAACUUAACCGAUUCCGGAAAACCAUUGCCCAUACCAUCGUACUACUUGCACGAUGUUUCCAAAAGUCCUCAGUACGAAUUGUCGUUCCUCGCGCAAGUAUUCGCAAUGAUCGCAUGUGGUUGUUUCUAUACUGCGAUCGAUCAUUUUCUCGGACUAUUGGUUUUGCACGUAUGCGGCCAACUGGAAAAUUUGUAUUUGCGACUGUCACGCAUGGAAAAGUAUUCGAACAUCAAUGCAGCUCUUGAGUAUAACGUGCAGGAUCACGUCCGCAUAAUCAGGUCCGUCGAAAUCAUAGACGUUACGUUCAAUUGGAUGCUACUUAUUCUGGUGCUUUACUUCGGCGUAUUAUUCUGCCUCCAAGCGUUUCUCAUAGUUAAAGUUAUUAAUGAAAAGGGCCAAAUAUCCUUGACACAAUUGAUUUGGUACGUCGCAGCUACCGUAUAUGUUUUAAUGCACAUGUGCAUUUAUUGCGCUGUCGGCGAAAUACUCGUGAUACAAUCUGAAAAAAUACAUCAAGCAGCGUACGAAUAUUCGUGGUACAACAAAGAACCAAAAGUAGCAAAAAACUUAAUGCUGAUCAUGCUGCGUGCCAAUAAACCACUUUAUAUCACAGCGGGGAAAACAUUUCCCAUGACGAUGUCAACCUUUUGCAACGUAAGUUAUUUACGAUACAAGGAAUGCAUUAUCAUGAUAUUUCAAACUUUUCAUUGUGCACUUACAAGGAUCAUCCGCGAAGUGUGUGUCUCCGAUUUUGACAAAACUUGACAUAUUUAUAGAGUAGCCAAUAAAAGACCCAUAUUCUUUUAUCGACAAAGGCUCAGAUUUAAGAGAUAAAACUGCUCCUCAAAAUGUCAUCCCCUUUAAGCUAUCUCAAUAAUCAUUACAGAUAAGAAACAACUUUUUAAACAAAAAUUAUUCGGUUUUUUAAUGCUGUACAAUUUCUGUUUAAAAAAUGUUUAAAUUAUGUCCUUUUUUAAUUGCCAUUAUUUAAAAUGAAUUUACAUAUUUAUU